Molecule: messenger RNA, 2401 nt
Organism: Oryza brachyantha (malo sina)
Lineage: Eukaryota; Viridiplantae; Streptophyta; Magnoliopsida; Poales; Poaceae
Product: nucleolar protein dao-5-like
Exons: 2
Coding region: 53-1840 (595 amino acids)
Biological process (GO): regulation of DNA-templated transcription
Cellular component (GO): nucleus
Source: RefSeq, a predicted model, not a curated record
CGCCGCCCCAAAGCCCUAACACUAGCGGCCGGUGAGCGAGCCCCAGCCAGCCAUGGCUCGGAAGCGCCGCGCGCCUCCGCUGCCGCCUCCGGAGGCCGAGCCCUCCGACGACUCCAGCGGCGAGGAGGAGAAGGAGGAGGGGGAGUCUCCCGCGGCCCCGGCGCCUCAGAAGCUCAGCGACCACGGCGCCGCCUCGUCGGAGGUCAACUCCGACACGGACACCUACGUGCAAGGUUUCCAGCUGCGGAUGCUCGGAGGCGCCCCCCACGAGGAGGAGGAGGUGGGGGAGGCAGGCAGCGGCUCAUCGGAGUCGGAGCCCGAGAACCCGGAGCCCUUGCGGAAGGAGGCGGCGAAGAAGGCCAAAUCCGAGGCGGCGUCGCCUGAGCCCGCGCCGUCGGGCAAGGCCAAGAAGGCCAAGGUGGAGAAGGCGGCAGCGCCUGAGCGCACCCUCUCGGUCAAGUCCAAGAAGGCUGCCAAGGCUGAGGCGGGGAAGGCGGCAGCUGCUGACGCGGAGACCGCUCCGUCCAGGAAGGCGAAGAAGUCCAAGUCCAAGGUGGAGCCGGGGAAUGCGGCGCUGGAUCCCUCACCGUCAAGCAAGUCUGGGAAGGCCAGAACACCGUGGACGACAGCUGACGCGAUCAAGAUUCUUGAGAUACAUGUGGCGCAUUCUAAGAAUCAUGGCACACUGCCUAAUGCUGAUGAGAUUAUUGGCGCUGCUGGUGAUAACCUUGAUAGGAAGAACAUCAGGAAUACGCACAUAUAUGAGAAGGUCCGGAGUCUCAAGAAUCGUCACUGGGCCACAACCAAGAAAUUUGAAGAGAGCGGCAACCUACCGGCUGAAGAGGAUGACUUAAGGAUUUAUCAGCUAUCAUCGGAAAUCUGGGGAAAGGAUGCAAAGAAAGCUAUUUCUGCUCUCGCCUCGCAGAACAAUGGUACCCCGACAAAGAGUAAGAAGGGGCAGGUGCAGGCUAAGAAAGAUAAGGUGGAUGGAGAUUCAAAGGAAGACGCUACUGCUGUGAAUGAAAAUGGUGGUACUCUGGCAGAGAAUAAGAAGGGGAAAGCCACCAAGCAGAAAACAGGUGCAGAAGCAAAGAUCGGAUCAUCUAAGGAGACUGCUCCAACUGCUAGUCCAACCAAAAGCAAGAAGGGAAAUCACAAAGACAAAUUGAAGGAAGAAUCAAAGAGUGGUAAAUCAAAGGAGACAGCUACAAUUGCCACUCAGGAUGAUGGUACUUUGGUUGGUACUAACAUGGGGAAGGCUGACAAAGAUACACUGUAUGAGGACAUAGAGAUUGUUGUGCCAAAGGAGGCCACCACAAUUACCACUCAGGGUGAUGGUACUUUGAUUGUGAGUAAGAAGAGGAAGGCUGACAAAGGGAAAUUGGAUGGGAGGACACAGAAUGCCAUGCCAACGGAGGCCACCACAAUUGGCACUCAUGGUGAUGGUACUUCGGUUGUGACUAAGAAGGGGAGGGUCGAUAGAGGGAGAUUGGAUGGGGACACACAAAAUGUCAUGUCAAAGGAGGCUACAACUAAUAGUAAGGGAGGAGAAAAUCACGAAGAGGUAUUACACAGAGAAGCUAAUGAAACAAACAUACGUAGGGAGUUUAUUGAAUUGGAGAGGUUGUAUCCCAACCUUGCUUCUUUUGUGAACAGAAUGGAGGUUCAGGAUCAACGUGGGUCAAUCUUCAAGAGAUCAUUUGAGUUAAUUAGUGAUGAUAAGGCUUGCACCCUGGAAACCAAGAUCAAGAAACAAAGGAUAGAUGAAGUGAAGAUGCAGCUCUGUCGUGCAGACACAAGGAAGGAAGUAGUCGAAGCUUUCUUGGGUUUGCUGGGCUAAAACAUGGAGGUGCUAACAAGCAUUUUGUGUGGCAGACGGUUGGAUUGAAGAUUCAAGUCGCAGACAGUUUUUGACUUCAGAGUUAAGGGAUAUGACAAUUAGCCUACCAGUUGAACUUAUGGUUUUAUGCCUAGCUGUGCGGAGGUAGUCGUUGACAAACUUGUCUUUAGAUGUGUCUAAAGGGGCUUUAUAACUUUUGAUGUCCAUAUUGACCUGAAAUUCCGUAAUCGUGCUUAUUCUGGGCAAACUCAAAGUUGAUUUGUAUUCACGUUGUGUACUGGUGAGUUUUUUUUUUUUACCUCCCUUCAUGGAUUUCUCAGAGACUGAUUGGCCUAAGAGUAAGCCUGGCACCAUUUUAGUUCAUAUGCUUCAGAAGUGAGCUAGCAUAAUACUAUUAAUAUUAUAGCUCAAUGCUAUCCAACUUUGCUCAACCGUCAUCUACAACAUAGAGAUAUGGCCUUUGGUCUCUUGUCAUAACAAAAUAAUUGUAGCUGUUUUCUGAAUGUGUCAGAAAAAAAAUCUGCAUUUCUGUUUUGCCAAACUAUGAUCCCAGACGAUUCA